AUGGAUAACUUCAAGAACUUUGGCAAAAGCCUUAGUGGCUUUGGGGCCCAGAUCACCCCAUUCGCAUCCCGUACCUUCCAGUACACCAAAGAGCAGCUAGGCCAGGCUGAUGAUAAGACCCAACUCCCUCCCGACUACAUCGACCUUGAAAAGCGCGUGGAUGCUCUCAAGCAGGUCCACCAGAAGAUGCUGGCUGUGACCAACCAGUACUCUUCCGAGGCCUACGACUACCCACGCAACAUCAACGAAACGUUCCAAGACCUCGGUCGUACAGUGAGCGAGAAGGUCCAGCUGCUAUCAACUGCCAGCUCCCCGGCCGAGGCCCAGGCUGCCCUGACCGCCCCUCCCUCUGCGAAGCCUCAGCCCAAGACCUUCGCCCACGCCAUCGCCCGCGCCUCUCUGGCUAGCAGCCAGCUCCUGCACCAGCAGCACACCGCCGCCGGCGAGGACCCACUGGCGACCGCCCUCGAGAAGUUUGCCCUGGCUGAGGAGCGCGUCGGCGAGGCCAGGCUGGCCCAGGAUGCCCAGAUUCAGAGUCGGUACCUGGCUGGCUGGAACACCACCCUAAACACCAACAUCAUGUUCGCCACCCGCGCGCGCAAGGGCGUCGAGAAGGCCCGCCUGACUCUGGACGCGGCCAAGACCAAGGCCAAGGGCGCCACCUGGAAGCUCCCCGUGCCGGCCGUCGCGGCCGCCCAGAGCCCGCGCGAGGGUGCACACGAGGAGGAGAUCAGCCCCGAGGCGCAGGAGGAAAUCGAGAAAGCCGAGGAUGAGUUCGUGACGCAGACCGAAGAGGCCGUCGGAGUGAUGAAGAAUGUUCUUGAUACCCCUGAGCCUCUCCGCAACCUUGCCGAGCUCAUCUCGGCCCAGAUGGAGUACCACAAGAAGGCCUAUGAGAUCCUGAGCGAGCUUGCACCUACUAUCGAGGGUCUGCAGGUGGAGCAGGAGGCCAACUACCGGAAGAGCCGUGAGAGCACCUCCUAG
Cryphonectria parasitica EP155 is the source of this 984-nucleotide messenger RNA. RefSeq lists its product as uncharacterized. Bases 1 to 984 code for a protein of 327 amino acids. The transcript has 6 exons. The record is from RefSeq and is a predicted model, not a curated record. Lineage: Eukaryota; Fungi; Ascomycota; Sordariomycetes; Diaporthales; Cryphonectriaceae.